AGGGCAUAACAACACAUUAUCUUCGUUUAAAGAACCUGCCUCUGUGACAGGCAUGCUAUGCUAGUUCCCUUUAUAUUAUCAAAAGCCUGUUUUAUUUUCUUGGGUCUGACACAAGAUUUUUGGUGAAUGGGAUUCUGCACUUGUUUUGAAAAUCACUGCGAAGAAAGAACACUCACUCAUUUGAGAAAACUGUUGUUAUAGCCUCAUUAUCUUUAUCCUUUAGUACUACUACUACCAUCAGGUGUUUUCCCCGUAGUGUUUGGUUCUUGGGAUAUUUCAAUUGAAUGGGAAAGCCAAGAGGAGGAGAAGCUGCUCUUUGUUUUGUGGUUUUCUUCUGGUUUUGGAGCUCUUCCCAUGCUUUGCUCUCUCCAAAGGGAGUAAACUUUGAAGUGCAAGCUUUAAUCGGGAUAAAAGCUUUUCUUGUGGAUCCCCAUGGUAUUCUAGAUAAUUGGGAUGCGGAUGCAGUUGAUCCAUGCAGCUGGAAUAUGGUCACGUGUUCCCCUGACAAUCUUGUUGUUAGCCUGGGCAUUCCCAGCCAAAAUUUAUCUGGUAUUCUAUCUCCAAGCAUAGGAAACCUGACAUAUCUUCAGACUGUGGUGCUACAAAAUAACAACAUAACUGGUUCAAUCCCUUCAGAGAUAGGAAAACUUUCCAAGCUUCAAACUCUUGAUCUCUCUGACAACUUCUUCAAUGGGGAGAUUCCUCCCUCUCUGGGUCACCUGAGAAGCCUCCAGUACUUGAGGCUCAAUAAUAACAGUUUUGAUGGAGAAUGCCCAGUGUCACUAGCUAACAUGGCGCAGCUUGCUUUUCUUGACUUGUCCUACAAUAAUCUGAGUGGCCCUAUACCUAGAAUUUUGGCCAAAUCCUUCAGUAUUGUAGGAAACCCCUUAGUCUGCACCACAGGAAAAGAAAAAAAUUGCCAUGGGAUGACACUUAUGCCCAUGUCGAUGAACUUGAACAGUUCUGAGAAUGCUUUACCAUAUGGUAGAACAAAGGCUCACAAAAUGGCCAUUGCCUUUGGUCUGAGUCUUGGAUUCCUCUGCUUGGUAGCUUUUGGUCUUGGACUUAUUCUAUUGAGGAGGUACAAGCGUAAACAAAAGUCAUUCUUUGAUGUUAAAGACCAUCAUCAUGAAGAAGUCUACCUUGGAAACUUGAAGAGGUUCCAACUACGUGAACUCCAGAUUGCUACUAACAACUUCAGCAACAAAAACAUCCUCGGCAAGGGUGGUUUUGGACAUGUCUACAAGGGAAUUCUCCCAGAUGGCACUCUUGUAGCAGUGAAGAGGCUUAAAGAUGGCAAUGCAACUGGAGGAGAUAUACAAUUUCAGACUGAAGUUGAAAUGAUAAGCUUGGCGGUGCACCGUAACCUCCUCAAACUGUAUGGAUUUUGCAUGACACCAACAGAAAGGCUUUUGGUUUAUCCUUACAUGUCCAAUGGCAGUGUUGCUUCUAGGCUCAAGGGUAAGCCAGUGUUGGAUUGGGGCACAAGGAAGCAGAUUGCCAUAGGAGCAGCAAGGGGACUGCUAUACCUUCAUGAGCAGUGUGAUCCAAAGAUAAUCCACAGAGAUGUGAAGGCUGCAAACAUAUUGCUUGAUGACUAUUGUGAGGCAGUGGUAGGGGAUUUUGGGUUGGCUAAGCUUUUAGAUCAUCAAGAUUCACAUGUCACAACUGCAGUGAGGGGAACAGUGGGGCAUAUAGCACCAGAGUAUCUUUCCACAGGGCAAUCUUCUGAGAAGACCGACGUCUUUGGAUUUGGCAUUCUGCUUCUUGAAUUGAUUACUGGCCAGAGGGCACUGGAAUUUGGAAAAGCAGCCAACCAAAAAGGAGCCAUGCUUGAUUGGGUACGGAAAAUCCAUCAAGAGAAGAAGCUUGAGUUGCUUGUGGACAAGGAUCUGAUGAGCAACUAUGACAGGAUUGAGCUUGAGGAAAUUGUUCAAGUGGCACUCUUGUGCACACAAUAUCUUCCUGGCCACAGGCCUAGAAUGUCAGAAGUUGUACGCAUGCUUGAAGGUGAUGGUCUUGCAGAGAAAUGGGAAGCUUCUCAAAGUGCUGACAACAGCAAAUGCAACAAACCACAUGAACUCUCUUCAUCAGAUAGGUAUUCUGACCUCACUGAUGACUCUUCUUUGUUGGUCCAAGCAAUGGAACUCUCAGGCCCCAGGUGAAUUUUUCAUACUCAUUUUUAGCUCUUUUACAUUCACGUUGCUUUUUCUUUCUCAUUUGGGUUUCUAGCUUCCUAAAGAAAGUAUAUGAAAUUCAACAACUUGUGAUCACUGAGUCCAUUUAUAUGUUGUAUGAUAGAAGAAGCCUUCAAAGCUGAAAAGGGCUUUUCUUUUUGUUUUGCUUUUUCAAAUGUAUAUAUGCUUAUUUGUUAAAGAUGAAUUUGUAGUGCAAAGUUUUGUAAAGUUAAGAGAAAUUAAAUGCCAGGUUUUCAGUGAA
Molecule: messenger RNA, 2439 nt
Organism: Vigna umbellata (rice bean)
Lineage: Eukaryota; Viridiplantae; Streptophyta; Magnoliopsida; Fabales; Fabaceae
Product: protein CLAVATA3 INSENSITIVE RECEPTOR KINASE 5-like
Biological process (GO): protein phosphorylation
Molecular function (GO): protein kinase activity; ATP binding
Source: RefSeq, a predicted model, not a curated record